CCGGCGGAGUUCGUGUCGUUCGGUUGUCCUGAUGGGUUGUUGAAGAUACUCUUAUUCGUUUCUGCUCCGUCUGACGACGACGACGGUCAAGUGCCACAUGGAAAACUGUGUUGGACGUGGUCUAGCACUAGGAAACAGACACGAGCGCCAAGGACAGACACGUUCAGUGACGACACGAGAAGAGAGAAGCAAGAAAAACAAAAACAACCGAGGACAUACACCGGGUGUAUCGCCUCAUAGCCAAGUGCUUCUAGAAAGGGAGAAAGCAAUAGAAGAGACUAGGGAAUUUCCGGUUUAUUCGAAACGAAACGAACUGCAGCAGCGUGGGAAAAUUAGAUCCGAUUUCCAUGAAAUCGGUGCAGUUGAGCUGUGUUCAAUUGCAGUGAACAGCAGUGUGGUGAUAUCCAGCAACUCGACGAAAAAGUGAGCCACUUUGAGACGGGCUAGUGGGGCACAAAUUUAUUCGAUUUCAUCGUUUGUAGUUUCGAAUUAUUGCUGCAGCAAAACCAAACGGAGCCAAUUUAGACGCCCUUAAUGCUUGGUGUGUUGAGUUAGUGUUUCGUAUAACGGGUACUGUGUGCAGUGUGCAGAAUCGAUCGAAACGACUUGCCUGUUGGUCGAUAAACUGAGCAAAUACAGAGCGAAAGUAGAGCACGCCCGUGGGACCAUGUAUCCAUACUACGAAACGGAGUGGAGUAUCCUGCCGCCGGAGCACAAUCGAAGAUACAGUCCUGGCCUCACAAUCAACAAUAUCAAACAAGUGAUAAAUGAAACUAUUGAAACUAAUAUUCUAAGAAAACCCAACCCGACACGACUCCGGGAGCUGAUCCGGCAGAUCCGAACGGCCAGGACGGCUGCCGAGGAACGUGCCGUGGUAAAUACAGAAUGUGCCUACAUCCGAAGUACCUUCCGCGAGACGGACUGCAUUUGGAAAUGUCGCAACAUGGCCAAAUUGCUCUACAUUCACAUGCUAGGCUAUCCGGCGCACUUCGGGCAGAUGGAAACGCUGAAGCUGGCCGCCAGUCCCAAGUACACCGACAAACGGAUCGGCUAUCUGGGGGCGAUGCUGCUGCUCGACGAACGACAGGACGUCCACGUGUUGCUGACCAAUUGCCUCAAAAACGAUCUCAACAGUUCGACGAUGUUCAUCGUGGGGACAGCCCUGUGUACGCUGGCCGCGAUAGCCUCCCCGGAGAUGGCCCGGGAUCUGGCCCACGAGAUCGAGCGACUGAUCUCCUCCUCGAAUGCAUUCCUUCGCAAAAAAGCUAUCCUCUGUGCCUUCCGCAUGAUCCGACGAGUGCCUGAGCUGAUGGACGAGUUCCGGCCGCAGUGUAUGCAGUUUCUGGCGGACAAAAACCACGGGAUCCUAGUAUCGACCAUCACCCUGGUGACGGAGAUGUGCGAACAAAGCGUUCACGUGACGCACUACUUUAAGGCCGCCAUUCCGCAGCUGGUGCGGACCCUGAAGAUUCUCGGCGUCAGUGGGUACUCGCCGGAGCACGACGUCAAUGGGGUUCCGGACCCCUUUCUGCAGGUUAAAAUCCUUCGGCUGCUGCGAAUACUGGGGCACGGCGAUCCGGAUCAGUCCGAGAUCAUGAACGAUGUGCUGGCCCAGGUGGCCACCAAUACCGAAACGAACAAAAAUGCCGGCAAUGCUAUCCUUUAUGAAACGGUGCUCACCAUCAUGAAUGUUGAAUCCGAAAACAGCCUCCGUGUCCUCGCGGUCAACAUCCUCGGUCGCUUUCUGCUAAACAGCGACAAGAACAUCCGCUACGUCGGGCUAAUCACCCUGGUCAAGACGGUUCAGCGAGACAUGACGGCCAUCCAGCGGCACCGCAUCACCAUCCUCGAGUGCCUUACCGAUGCGGACAGUUCGAUCCAGAAGUGCGCCAUGGAGCUAUCCUUCACCCUGGUCAAUUCACAGAACAUCGAGAUGAUCGUCCGGGAGCUUCUGAAGUAUCUGGAAACGGCCGACGCCGAGAUGAAGAGCAUCUGCAGCAGCCGACUGGUUCGGGCCGCGGAACUCUACUCGCCCUCGAUCCGCUGGCAUCUGGAUGUGCUACUGAGGGUGCUUACAAUUUCAGGGAACAAUAUCCGAGACGACGUCAUUGCCUCGACAAUCCAGCUCAUAUCAAACAGCCCCCGGGAAGAGCAAAUGUUCAUUAGCGACAAAAUGUUACAAUCCAUCGGGAACAUGAAUCAACUGGAAAAUCGCCAGCCGCUAGUUCAGGUGGCCGUGUGGACACUCGGCGAGUACGGAGAAGCGGGCCAUUUCGAUGAAAUCGAGCUAAUCGAGCAUUAUCGGCAGCUUUUGUGGGCUCCGCAGCUUUCCAUCACCACCAAGCAGUACAUUUUGGUGUCCCUGGCGAAAAUCAGCGUCCGCAUGGAGCAUUGUACCGCGUAAGUACCUACCUAAUAU
Messenger RNA from Uranotaenia lowii, 2419 nucleotides. RefSeq names its product AP-1 complex subunit gamma-1-like. Bases 668 to 2404 code for a protein of 578 amino acids. Gene Ontology annotation, molecular function: clathrin-cargo adaptor activity. Gene Ontology annotation, cellular component: AP-1 adaptor complex; membrane coat. Lineage: Eukaryota; Metazoa; Arthropoda; Insecta; Diptera; Culicidae. The record is from RefSeq and is a predicted model, not a curated record. The transcript has 9 exons. Gene Ontology annotation, biological process: Golgi to vacuole transport; receptor-mediated endocytosis; intracellular protein transport.